Molecule: messenger RNA, 1482 nt
Organism: Helobdella robusta
Lineage: Eukaryota; Metazoa; Annelida; Clitellata; Rhynchobdellida; Glossiphoniidae
Exons: 3
Coding region: 1-1482 (493 amino acids)
Molecular function (GO): catalytic activity
Source: RefSeq, a predicted model, not a curated record
AUGAACAACUGUAGAAAUCUCAGAUACAUUUGCGAUGGUUGCCUCAGGUCUUUCGAUGGUUUGAAAACAUUGACCAAACCAAUUCUGGAUAAAAAUGAUGAAAUAGAAUUAGAAAUUAAAAAUAUUUCUGAACAUACAACCGCGUUAUGUAAAGAUUUUUGCGAACUAAAGCAAUUGGUAGUGGCAAAUGGUGAUAGGUUGAACCAGAUCAACAGCGUCGACAAUAAAUCAUUUGACAAUUUCAAGCAGCAGAUGAAUGAAUCUUGGACUGGUAUAGUCAAACAGGGUAUUAAAAAUAUUUCUGAACAUACAACCGCGUUAUGUAAAGAUUUUUGCGAACUAAAGCAAUUGGUAGUGGCAAAUGGUGAUAGGUUGAACCAGAUCAACAGCGUCGACAAUAAAUCAUUUGACAAUUUCAAGCAGCAGAUGAAUGAAUCUUGGACUGGUAUAGUCAAACAGGGUAUCGAUGCGGUUAAAAAUGACGUCAAGGUUGUGCAGCGUACCCUCGAAAUGGUGAAUACUAUCAAAGAGAGAGAAAACAACGUCAUUAUUUUAAACUUAAUUGAAUUUAAUAGAAAGGACAAUGAUUCAGUUUCUGCUAUUUUGCGCUCUCUCACUGAUAACUUUAUCAAGGAUGAUAAUAUUUUAAGAGUCACCAGACAAGGGAGGAAAAUUGGUGAUUCCAAAACUCCACGUCCAGUUAUUGUUAAAUUCGCCAGUUUUGUCAUCAAAAACAGAGUCAUGCGUAGUAUUUCGAAAAUUAAGUCUCUCGAGGGUGAAUUCAACAAAAUCAAAAUCAGUCAUGAUCUAACACGUGAUCAGCGCGUUGAGCUGCGAGAAUUGAUUGCUGAAGCUAAAACUAAAGAAGCUAAUGAUGGCCAUUUUUUAUACAGAGUGAGGGGCCAAGUGGGACGCUGGAAAAUAGUAAAGCUUCAAAAAACUGCGAUCAUCUAUUUCUUACAAGUGUUGAGGCCUCAUGAUCCUUACCAUGGUGGUCUUAUUGUUUUUUUCAAGAAGAUGUUCAAGGCCAGGAAAAUUGAAGUUCCGGUUUUUCAGACCUUCGAGGCUAUUAUAGUUGAAUUUUCUUUUAAGCGUCGCAAAGUUUUUGUUUUUGGUAUUUACAGACCAGGUUCAAAAUUGGUCACAUCUUUGUUUUUUGGUGAGCUGACAUCGGUGUUGGAACAUUUAUUUGCAUUAGGUGAUGGUUUGAUAGUGGCUGGGGAUUUUAACAUUCAUAUUGAAAGGCCUGGUGAUACACACUCAAUUAAUUUGCUUGAAAUAUUUGAUUCGUUUCAGUUAACAAACGUGGUUAAUGAGCCUACCCAUAACUUGGGUGGCACACUUGAUUUAGUUGCGUCCACUCCUGAUAUUCCUUUGUUUAAUUGUAGAGUGGAUCCCAGUGGUGCUUAUUCAGAUCAUGGUCUGAUUAAUGUUUCAUUCUCGCCCAGGUUAAUCAUUGUCUUCAUAAAUUUAAAAACAUAA